UAUUUCAAACGGAGACCUCCCUCGUCCGCUCUCCUCGCUCGCUCGCUCGCUCGCUCGAUCGCUCACUGCCAAAUUUUCUGACUUGCGCAGAGAUCCGCUCCCUCUCCUCCACACUUGUACGGUUGUACCCCCACAAAGCCCUCCGGGGCCUCCAAACUUUCCAGCCACAGCGAUAUCCCCCGGCUCUCGGAUCGUUCCUGAAAUUUCAAAACCCUAACUUCUCACUGCAGUCGCCCUUUUACUCCGCCUCUGAUUUCUCUGUCCUCCUCCACUCGUCCGUCCCCUCUAGAGUCUAGAUCGCGUCGCGUCGCUUAUUCAAGCCUUAGGGUUUUAUCGGCUGCUUCCUUACUGAUAAAUCAGUCUGUUUCUGCGACGGGCGGUCUCAUUCAUUCAUGGAGCCAGUGAGAAGCCGUGUUAGGUUCCAAGAGGCCGCGGAGGAGUCGGAGCCGGAGAACUUCGCCAGCGAAAAAGAGGCAGGUGCUGCUACUAGUUCCGCUCCUGCUGCAGCUGCUUCUGCUGCUGCUGCCGGGAUCGUCCCCCUGAGGUUCGAGCUGCAGGAAGAUCCUUCCUUCUGGAAGGAUAACAAUAUCCAGGUUGUCAUUCGGAUACGACCUCUCAGCAGUUCUGAGGUUACACUCCAGGGACACAACCGAUGUGUCAGACAGGAGAACUGUCAAACUCUUACUUGGAUUGGACAUCCAGAGUCACGAUUUACCUUUGAUCUUGUUGCUGAUGAGCAUGUCAGCCAGGAAAAGCUGUUCAAAGUGGCUGGUGUGCCAAUGGUAGAAAACUGUGUGGCAGGUUACAAUAGCUGUAUGUUUGCAUAUGGUCAGACUGGUAGUGGAAAGACACAUACAAUGUUAGGUGAUAUUGAAGGUGGAACGCGUAGGCAUAGUGUUAACUGUGGGAUGACACCUCGAGUAUUUGAAUACCUUUUCUCAAGAAUUCAGAGGGAAAGAGAGGCUCGAAGAGAUGAAAAGUUGCGAUUUACUUGUAAAUGUUCAUUUCUAGAAAUAUACAAUGAGCAAAUUUUAGAUCUACUGGAUCCAACUUCUGUUAAUUUGCAGAUAAGAGAAGAUGCAAGGAAAGGUGUGUAUGUGGAGAAUCUCACAGAAUAUGAGGUUUCAAGUGCUCGAGAUGUUAUGCAACAACUGAUCCAGGGAGCAGCAAAUAGAAAGGUGGCCGCAACAAAUAUGAAUAGAGCAAGUAGCCGUUCUCAUAGUGUCUUUACUUGCGUCAUUGAGAGUAAGUGGGAAUUACAAGGAAUUUCCCAUCAUAGGUUUGCGCGGAUUAAUCUCGUAGACCUUGCAGGUUCAGAGAGGCAGAAGAGCUCAGGUGCUGAAGGGGAACGCCUUAAGGAAGCAACCAACAUCAACAAGUCACUUUCAACAUUAGGACUUGUGAUCAUGAAUCUUGUCGGUGUUUCCAAUAAGAAGUCAUUCCAUGUACCUUAUCGAGAUUCAAAACUGACCUUUCUUCUUCAGGACUCACUAGGAGGGAACUCAAAAACUAUUAUUAUUGCAAAUAUUAGCCCAUCUAAUUGUUGUGCAUUGGAGACACUAAGCACAUUGAAAUUUGCGCAACGUGCUAAGUUCAUUAGGAACAAUGCCAUAGUAAAUGAGGAUGCUUCUGGUGAUAUUCUUAGCAUGCGUCUACAGAUUCAGCAGUUAAAGAAAGAGGUGAAUCGCUUACAAGGAUUAGUCAAUGGCAGCUCUGAGAAAUUGGAAAAUGAUAGCUUUAGUGGAGCUCCUUCUGAAUCACCUGCAUCUUUCAAAUGUGAUGGGAGUCGGGGAUCAUUUAGUCCACUAACAUUUGAUAAAAGGUUAUCACAGAGGAAAGAGUAUGAAGCUGCACUGGUUGCAUCUUUUAAAAGGGAGCAAGAUAAAGAAGCCACAUUGAAGGCAAUGGCUGCUGGGAAGCAGGCCGCAGAGCAGCUGGCUGCUCAAAGAACAGAAGAGAUAAAAAGUUUAAAAAUGAGACUCCGGUUCCGUGAAGAAGGAAUUAGAAGGUUGCAGUCGGUUGCUUCAGGGAAAUUAUCAGCUGAAGCACACCUUUUGCAAGAGAAGGAGGAGCUUCUGAAGGAAAUAGAACUUCUCCGUAACCAGGUUGAUCGUAAUCCAGAAGUUACUAGAUUUGCUCUGGAAAAUUUGCAGUUAAAAGAAGAGCUUAGAAGAUUGCAGGGAUUUGUUGAGGAAGGUGAGAGAGAAAGGAUGAACGAACAGAUAACUGUUUUGCAAGACAAGUUAUUAGAAGCAUUGGACUGGAAACUUAUGCAUGAGAAGGAUCAAGAUGUCGUUCAGGAUCUCUCCUUAUCUUGGGAAUCUUCUGGAAAUGAAGAAAAUGAGUUUCUUCGUUUGCAGGCGAUUCAAAACCAAAGGGAAAUUGAAGCACUUCGGAAGAAUUUAAAUUUCUGCCUCGAAGCGAAAGAAAAGCUGGAAAGGCGGGUGGAUGAGCUAGUAGAGCAGUUGGAAGUGAAUAUAAACUCUCAUCCUAUGAAUGAAGAUACACAGGUGAUGCAACUACCUGCCCCAAAAGAUUCAGAUAUACAUGAUUUACCAGAUGCUCAGAUGGAACUUAAGACAAUGGUUGAUGCAAUUGCCUCUGCGAGUCAAAGAGAAGCAGAAGCUCAUGAAACUGCCAUCUCCUUGGCCAAGGAGAAUGAGGAUUUGCGAUCGCAGCUUAAGGUUCUUAUUGAGGAUAACAAGAGAUUGGUUGAUCUCUACGAGAAUGCUGUUGCAGGUGGUGCCACCAUUCAUCCUGGAAGUCUUUGUCAAUCUGAGAUUGGUGAAGAACAAGAUAACAGCCUGUCCUGUUAUACCGAACAUAAAAAUUCCAGCCACGACAACUUUUCAUGUACUAAAGAUGCCGAGAACCUGGAGCUCCAACUCCAAGAGAUGCAUGAAGAGAAUGAGAAACUAAUGGGUUUGUAUGAGAAAGCCAUGCAGGAAAGGGAUGAGUUCAAAAGAAUGGUUCAUGAACUUAACACAUGCCACAAUAAAGAAGAAAUGCUGUUUCCCGAGAAGCAAAUGGAACUGGAUGAAAAAGGAUGUUCCGUGAAGAAAAGCGAGAAGAACAUUGAGGUACAUGCUGCAUACACAGAAUUGUCGAGAGAAGUGUUGCAUCUGGUCAGAACAAAAUUGAAGCAGGUGCAGCAUAAGGUUGUUGCUACAGAAGAGGCUGUCCAAUAUUUUGAAUUGCUUGAGAGUGCAACCAAAGUGAUAGAUGGGCUUUCAGCUGAUGUUCAUGUCAUGCAGCAAGAUGUUCAACUAAAACAACAAUUUGUCAUGGAUCUGAAGCUUGUUUUGUUGCAGAUGCAAGAAAGGAAAACUAUUGCUGAUAAUAAGUAUUUGGCUCUAAAAUCUGCACUCAAUAGUUUCUCUUUGAAAGCUCAUCAAUGGGAAGAAAGAGAAGCCCAAGCUAGGGCAGGGGUUGAUUCAUACAUUCGAUCUCUGGAGCAAAAGAAAGAAGAACUAAGAUAUCUUCAAGCGUGCAAGAAUGAACUCUUUACUGCUUGCGCAGCGGCCCUGCAAUCUGAAUCUGAUCUGAGAAAUAAAGUUGAUGGAUUGAAGCAGAAACUGCGUGAUGCAGAAGCUCGAAAGAAGGAGAAUGAAAGGGUUCUAUUUGCAAUCGAUAAUGUUGCAGCACCCAAAUCAUCCUCCCUGAACUUUGUGAAAGCUUCUGAGCUUCUCAAGUCCGAGGAAGAGCGCACAAAACUAUUAACUGAGAUGAAGCAGUCACGUGAACAGCUUGUUACGGUACGGAAGGAGACUGCAGGUUUAAUGUCAAAAUCGGAAGCACUGGAUGCCCAGAUUGGAAGCCUUGAAGCAGGAAUAAAGUCCUCUUCCAUAUCACUGCAGGAGGCUGAGCUGGAGUACCAGCAGGUUGUCCGGGAGAUGAAGAUGUUCUCAGAGAUGAUCGAGGAUGGUAGGGCUGAAUUUGGAAGCUUGUUUAUCGACUUUCAAGACUGCAUAUUCCAAGUGGACUUGAAAGAGGAAGAGAUCAGAAUGUGCGAGGAGUAUGUGCAGCAGGGGAUGAGAAGCUUGGACGAGCUACAUGCCAAACUAAAUUUGGCAAUGCGAAGGUUGAAUCAGCUUUGUUUUGCAUGAGGAGAUGAAAUCUAGCGUACAUUUUGUCUAACUAUAUGUUCUUGAUUUGUGGUCUGUACAUAAUCUGUGAAUCGAGCAGAUUUGAUUUCAUCACAGUUGGCGGUAGAUGGAUGGCAAAAUCCCCUUUAGUUGGGAGCUUGCUGAAGCAAAAUCCGCUUAAUUUCUUGUUGGUAAAUUGAACGCCAUUCUUCUCAAGAAUGAUAUCCUUUCAUCAAUUCCAUGAGCAUUUAUAAUCCACGGCGGUCAUGUCACUAUGUCUGAUCUCAUGCACUUGAUCUCUUUAACAAGUGAUAUGAACACUGUAUAUUGUGUUACUACAAUUUAAAUCAUAGAGGGAAGGCUCCACUCUUUUUUUC
Messenger RNA from Ananas comosus (pineapple), 4462 nucleotides. RefSeq names its product kinesin-like protein KIN-12G. Gene Ontology annotation, biological process: microtubule-based movement. The transcript is spliced from 21 exons. The record is from RefSeq and is a predicted model, not a curated record. Bases 393 to 4106 code for a protein of 1237 amino acids. Gene Ontology annotation, molecular function: microtubule binding; microtubule motor activity; ATP binding. NCBI's taxonomy places the organism in Eukaryota, Viridiplantae, Streptophyta, Magnoliopsida, Poales, Bromeliaceae.